Molecule: messenger RNA, 3376 nt
Organism: Marchantia polymorpha subsp. ruderalis
Lineage: Eukaryota; Viridiplantae; Streptophyta; Marchantiopsida; Marchantiales; Marchantiaceae
Source: the annotation of a GenBank genome assembly
CGGGCCGAAGCGGGCUAUGGUCGUCGCUCGCUGCUGCUGCUGGAGCUGCUGGUGCUGGCUCGUCGAGGAGAGGGAAGAAAGGAGGAGAGGCGAGGAGGAGUAAAGAGCGCGGGAGAGCGCCUGUGUUGCCGAUCUCGCUUCGUCAAGAUGUUUGAAACCCUAAGUGUGGGUGGAGAGAGCGAGCGUCGUCGUCCCGAGAGCGAGGCCCCGGGCGGUUUCGGGAGGUGUCCGGCUUGCGUACUUUCGAAAACGUGCUCGAGGUCCGGUGGAGUAUGCGAGCAUGUUUCCUCGGCGAUUGCGAUGGUCGAUGCGCAGUGAUUUCUCCUCGCCGAACUCGAGUUCGCCAGUUGCGGUUCUGAGGGUGGGCAUCGCAGGGACGUGAAUGUGUUCGGCCUCCAUCCGCACCUCGAGGAUUUUCCUCUUGUGCCUUUCUGUCGGUGGAAUUCCAGUAGCGUUCUAGUGUGUUGGUAUUCGCGUCUGAGAGAGUCGUCGUUUUCUUCAAUCUAUCGUCGUUUCACACGCUUCACCAGAGUGGCCUCGACGUGGAAGCAUUCGAUUCUCGUCUGGAGCCUACAGGACGUUAGUGAGGAGACGCACGACUCUAGGUCUUUCUGGCCUUUGUGGGGCUCGUCGCUGGUCUCAUAGGAUGUGUCGCUGCAGGCGCCAACUCGGGACACCUUAGAGGCACCAUGUGCACGGAGGCCUGAAGCACAUCCACUCCUUCGGGUGGUCAUGUUAGAAAGGGUGCUAACGGCGUGCGUUUAAUGGGUUUAAGGCUCCCAGAAGGGAUGGAGACUUUGGGGGGUCAAAAGAAUGGAGGGGCGGACGAAGAGGGUGCCCCAGAGUCAUGGGAGAUGGCUGAUUUGGAGGAAAGCAUGAAAAACUUGAUGGCUUCUUCCAAAUGUUCGUCGGGGUCUAACGGUGACGAGAUUGAUGCUUUGGAAAAUAUCGAAGGCGACGUGAGUGCGUCAUCUGAGAGUGCGUCCGGAGCUGCCAAGACCGUUGAUCAAGUCGAUGGCUUCUUGCGAGAAGCUUUGCAAAACCCUCGCGACCGCCUGACAAUUUUGCGGUUGGAGCAAGAGGUGGAGAGAUUCAUGCGCAACCCCAAACAGCAGCAACUCGAAUUCCAGCCCAUGCCGUCCUCCUACUUGAGGCUUGCAGCCCACCGUGUUGCGCAACACUACUUUUUGCAGUCCUUGGUGGUCGACAGCGGUUCCACCGAAGGAAGUCGAAUUGUCGCUCGUAAGAAUGCUGAGAGUCGGUAUCCAACCAUUCGAUUGGCGGACAUUCCUGUAGAAUCUCCAGAAGAAGAGAAACCGUUGUUAGUAACAAUGCCUAAGGUGGCCAUCAAGCGAAGACCUUCGAAAGGUGGUCGAGCUAGCGGGGAAGAUGGUGCAAAUGGAUUCGGAAACAGGCUUAACCCUUCAAAGAGCGUGGAAGAACGGAAGGAGGAGUACAACAAAGCGAGGGCAAGAAUAUUCAGUAACGAGUUGGCCGGAAAAUGUGGUGAUGUUGAUGGUUUGGAUGAUGUACGUCUUGCCGAAUGUUUUAGCAGCGUCGAUGAGGUCUUGAAGGUCGAGGAGAAGUACAAAGCGGAGGAGUCACAUGACCGGGAUAGCCCUGUGAGGAUGAUUAAUGAUUACUCUAUAAGUGACUCGAGAAGCAGCGUCAAUCUUGACAAGGAGAGCUUCAACAGGAACAAGCUGAUGAACGGUAGUAACAGCCGCGUAGCCAUCUUUCGAGACCGGGAGAAGGAUCGCAAGGAUCCCGACUACGACCGAAGCUAUGACAGAUAUUCUCAGCGGUUCGAUCCAGGUUUCGGCAUGACUCUGGGUCCUUUCGGAAUGCAAGCGAUCUACACACCCGUGGUGAAUUAUAAUACCGAAUUUCCUCAGUUGGCCGGUCCUCGUCCUCAGCUUCACAUGGAGCCUCCACCUCCUCCUCCCAUUCCUCAACAGCGAAUGCGGCCACCAUGGGGCACUCCUGUGCCAGGGAACAUGAGCUUCCGGCCCCCUGAUCCUCUUCUGGGCCCCUUCACUCAAGGUCAUAUUGGCCCCCAUUCUGGGAUGUCAAUGUACAUGCAUGCACCGCAGUAUGCUUAUCCGGGCCACUCCCUGGCAUUUAUGCAUCCUCAUGACCGCUUCCAGCAAUCACUUACCCAGCCUCAUCCACAGCAGCAGCCUGAUACAUCUUUCAACCACGCCCGGCGCCGUUGAGGACGCGGCCCGGCCUGCCCCUGCCAGCACAGUGCGCACGAAGUCGACAUGAGGAAUAGGGUACUAGAUGUUUAUGAUACGCGCCAAAUGAAGCUCACAAAUUCUCUUAUAUCUUUGUGCUGGCAGGGAGUUUUGCAGGCAGACACUGAGGAGUGUAGGCAUUAUGAUACGAACUGACUGCUCCACUAUCCAAAGUUAUGUGAACAUCGAUGUAGGGUUCUUCCUCUCGAGGCCUUCACAUUUUACCGCCUGGGACGUAGCAGAGCUUGAGUAACAAGAAGCAAUUUGUGUGCUCAAUCUGCUUGUCCGCGGAGUGGUUUGGCAGUUCGUUCAGCUUCCUCAGUGAGGUUUUUUUUUGGUAGAAAAGUUGCAGAUCUCUAUCGCAGAGUAGCAGUAGGACUGCAUGUUCAGGGAAUGGUACGGUUGUAAGGUGGAUGAGUCAUCCACAGAUCCUCCUGGAUCCAGUGGUGUAAAUGCAGCUAGCCUUGAAUUGGCGCACGUUGCUUCUGCUCUUUAACAUACGGGGUAAAUCGACAUUCUUAUUGAUGUGCUAGGCGGAUUCCUCGGACGAAAGUGCCAGCGGUCGUGGCCAAGUUUGCGAAUCACGUCAAGUGCGUCCCACGGAUGACUCCUUCCCUGUAAAGUUAUAGAUGCUGACCGGUGUACGCGUCGUGCCGCGCAAGAAAGAGUCACAGAAGAUUUUCUGCUCUCGAAGUCGGUCAUAUGUUUGUAGAACCUCCAGCUCGGCGCUCCUGUCUUUAAUGACGGCGAAUUGAGUGCGAGGACGAGGUCCGUUGAAGAGUGGUCAAGAAGUAGUCAUUGCCAACAGACGUUAAGAAAUCUAGUCUUUUUUUCAGCAUAGGUUUCAUUUCUCAAUCAGAUAGUAGAUUGUGGGUCUGAUGAGGAACUAUCAGCAAGUAAGAUAGCCGAAGCCUCUGGUCACGCAGAUCACAGAUCACUCGUUUUUGUAAAGCCACGGGAUAAGAUCUAUGUAACAUGCCUAUACCAGUGUAGUCCAGCGUAAUCAUUGUGAGGGUUGGAGUGUUAGUCCUCCUUCGCGAAGUUUGAGUCAUUAAGGUGUAUUUGUAGGUCUCCAGGCAGCAAUUCGCUCUGGCAGGUGAUCCAACCACAUAAUAUAUUCUGCAGGUCUUUUGGAUCGG